CUUUUAUUUCCCCAAACUUGUUCGCCUUCCAUUCCUAGGGAAUGAGUUUCUAUGGGGCAAGAGGUGGGAACGUGUUUGGUUAUUCAUCUUUAAGUAAACAGUGAAGAUACCUGGCCUUUUCUUUAAGGAUAAGGUUGCAUACCACCGCCAUUGCACAAACAGGGAGUUGUUUUCUAUUCGACUUAAAUCAUAUUUGAUUCGAAAUUUUUCCAUGGAUAAUGACUGAUUUUCUUAUACAGCAGACAGACGUAUGCUUGGUGGAACUUUUGGUAGGCUAUUAGAAGCCGCAGCGACGUCAUCGGUGAUUUGAACCUCUGGCGCCAGCAUUGGUAACGCAACGUAACGUAAGUUGGAAAGAUAAAAUGGCGUCUCAGUGUGGAUUAUUGUGCCAUGUUAUCGUCUUGGUGCUCUGUCUAGUCCAUCCCAGUCUUCAGCAGGACGUUCCUAUCGUGAUGGGGCCUGUUAACUCCCAGGCAGCCGUGGGGACGGACGCUGUGUUCUACUGCAAGGUCCGGGCAGGCCAGGGGCUGGUCGUCUACUGGAUCCUGAACCGGACCAUAGCAAUAGGACCAAACGUAAACAGGAACGAGGCUCUCCCGAAGUACGAGAUAUUCGGGAACGCAUUACUGGGCUAUUAUAACCUGAGGAUCAAGAACGUUACGAUCGACGACGACGCCGUCCAGUACGAUUGCCUGGUUGAUACCAAGGGUGAUGGGUCCAACUACGAAGAGGGUGCGACGUUGAGCGUCGACAAUCCUGCCUUGGAGCCAAUGGGUCCUGUUUGUCUGGGCGCAACUGACAAUGAGAUCGUGUUGGAUGAGGGAGAUGAGCUUGAAAACUACAGAUGCCAGUCAAGUGGAGGUAGACCCCUUGGGGAAUUGAAGUGGAGCUUGCUUCGUUCGGAUCAAACCCUUGUCGAUGUUGAUUUCGACACGCAGGUUAAUACGACGCCGUCAAUAACCGCGACGUCAAGUUCCUACACGGUGACAUCGGACGACCACGAGUCCCGGUUGGCUUGUUCGCUUACGCACCCGAACCUGAAUGCCGAUAGUAUUUGUUCAGUCCCCUCGGGAUCUGCUAUGAUCAUCGUAAGGCAUUUUCCCAUCGUCAACUUCGGUCCUCGACUCGACGUUCACUAUCUCGAGACGAAGAACGCCACGAUCAGGUGCACGGCUACCGCUUACCCCGACUUAAUCACAAGCAUCCCCCAGCUGAGUUUCUCCGAUCCCGACAUGUUGAUCGCGACAACGCUUACGGAGGAAGGGGUCAUUGACGCAGUGAUCCGAAUCUCGCAACGUUCCGAUGUCGGAAAAAGCAUCAACUGCACUGCUGCAAAUGCGAAGGGGAGCACGACGUCGACACUAGAGAUCGAACUCACGCCCAGACUUCCCGUUUGGCUGCUGAUGGUGGUACUGAUCCUCGCUUGUCUUGUGGUUCUACUUCUGUCACUUUGUUGUUGCUACUGCUUCUGCAAUGGUUGUAAGCCGAAGGCAGUCGAAGACCAACCCGAUCGUGGUGACAUCAAGGCAGCUGGGUACGAAGUCAACGAAUCUCGAUCGGCGUCCGUGUUCAAGCCUAACGGCCUGAAUGGCACGGACCCUCGCCCCAUCAACAACGACGACGCCGACAGUUUCGGUGAUAUCCAGCUCAACGACUACACGAUUUAUCCUCUUCCCCUGCCGUCGUCCGAGCCCACGACCGAGUUCAACGACCACGAGACAGGCGAGUACAACGAUGGCUACCUGUCGCCCGAUGCUGAUGAGAUGUUUCCUCCCAUGGUCGAGGAUGAGCAUCUGAUGGAUGAGAAGAGGAUAUCAACAUUCAAACCUGAUGAUGAGAUGAAUGGAUUCGCAUCACCAACUUCUCCCCCUCCUCCUCCACCACCGCCUCUUGAUCUGGACCCGCCUCAACCCAUCCCCUCCAUCGAAGAUGAUUAACUCUAAUUUAACUAAAUCCAAUUUUAUACCACUGCUGUUUGUUAUUCAAAACAAGACUUUGUACCGGAUAUUCAAUAACCAUAACCAUAUUUAUUCUUUUGCAUUUGUCACUCUUUUCUAUUUUGAAAACACAAAAAGAUGUUAAAAGGAUGUUCAAUGGCUAUAUUAAUUCAACAUCAAUAUAUUAGAUUGAUUUUAUUCUGUAGACAUUCCUUGCUAGUACUUAAUUUUUUUAAAUAUUUUGUUCUAUAAGAAGCUUAAUAACAAAAUUCAAUAGCAGUUGAUUAGAUUUUCAAUUUAGUAGACACUCCAUAUGGCGUAUACCAUUUUUUCUCUCUUGUGAACAAAAGGUGUUCAAAUAUAUUUAGAAAGUAUGUCAGCUCGAUCACAGGUGGUCGUAUUUAUGUAUAGUGAUUUGAUUCAGUAGAUAUUUGAACAAUUGUUAUUUACUUUUAAAAUCACAACAUAACAAAUACCAUCAGGGGAAAAUGUACACUUCAGAAAUAGCAGGUCCCCUACCGUUAAUGGUGUUGGUACAAUCAUGUAUUUAUACCCCUAAAACAAACUUUACUUCAUGUGGCAAGAUAUGAUAUUAUUUUCUGAAAUGCAAACGUGAUUUGAUAUUUAAAAUAGGUUGUUCUUAAUGGUGUAGGGCCAAUUGAGAUGUCAUUGUUCAAGGAGUUUUAUUAUGAU
Messenger RNA from Strongylocentrotus purpuratus (purple sea urchin), 2630 nucleotides. RefSeq lists its product as uncharacterized. The coding region runs from base 363 to 1937 and encodes 524 amino acids. NCBI's taxonomy places the organism in Eukaryota, Metazoa, Echinodermata, Echinoidea, Camarodonta, Strongylocentrotidae. The record is from RefSeq and is a predicted model, not a curated record. The transcript has a single exon.